AUGAUCUCACCAGCUUUCUGGUUGGUCAGCGGCAGCGAGUUUAGGAUCACGCGCAGUGAUGAUGCCACUCACACGCCACUGUUGCAGACCACAGGGAGCUGUUUGGGUGGACAAACAUUUCGAUCAAAAAUCACAAGUUAUGGCGACUUUAGGUAUGGCAAAAAUUGGUACAAACCCAAUUGCCUAGGAAGCUGCAAGGUUGAAUAUGGCGGUCAGUACAAGACAACAGACGGAUUUGGACAGGCUGGAUGCAGUAGCGACAUCCAAAGCAGCAACAAUGUCGGCUUCUGGUGUAGUUCCAGAAAGCCUGGUCCAGUAUCUAUCAUGAUGAUUGGUGGAGGAGGUCGAAACUGUGCACAUGCUGAUCACGGGAUUGGAAUAACUCAGCCAAGGAGAGGUCCCGGAAUUAAAUAUAAAUAUGACUUUGGAAAUACCGCUCGUCCAUCAUACCAUCCGACACCAUCCCAAUCCUACUCAUUAAACUUAUGGAUCCGCUGACUGACAGCAAGGCCCAAGUCAAUUCCAUAUAUUUUUAGCCGGAUUAUCUUUGAUACUAUAAACAAACGUAACAAACAUCCCAACUUUCAAAAUAGAUAAUGAAACUAGCCAACAUUUGUCAGCUUCAGGAAACAGCCGAUAUUUUGCCACGCCACCGCUGGUUUCUCCACGAAAUGACGUCUGAGAAACGAGUGCAAAGUAGUAGUUCUUCUGUUGACAUGACUUAUUGACCCCUGAAAUAACUAAUGCAUGUCUCUCACUUACUUAAAAAAAAUGCUGAGAAUUUUUUGAGAAAAAAGCCAUACAGCGAAUGCGGUCAAGACAAAAGCAAAUCACGCGAGACAAGAUCCAUAAUCUAAAUGGCCUUAAUUUUUAAAAAGAAUUGAACCGGUCUUUCGCAUAGUGUCUCAGACACUCCACACUGCCUCUAUAGCAAUGGUUUAGACAACAAAAUAAUUUUAUUGUUUAAUUAAUUUCUCCUUUGUUGCUUGAAACUGGUAAAGCAGGCGUUGUAGUGACCUGAAUCUCCGACGUGCCUUCGAGUCGCUUACUGUAUUUAGGGAGUAUUAGUAGGUACUGUUUUAAAACUGAACUCAUCGAGGCACAACAACAGGAAGUAGAAAACAAACUUAUGUAACGUCAUUUGAUACUAGGCUACUUUAAAAAAAAAUCUCAAGACCUUUUCAGCCAGGAAACAUUGUUCUAGCAGUACAGUAAUUGGAUAAGGGGGAAAUCAUUCGAUCUGGAUAUACCUGUGUGAAAUUAAUAAAGAAUUCACUUUCCUUUCAAAUUUCGUACUAAAUGAUUCGCUUUGCCGUCCGUUACUUUUAAAUUGUCUUUCCCUAUCUGAUGAUGUUUUUAAAUGAAACACAAGCCUGCGAGCAGGCGAACGAAGCGAGCCGCGAGAGACGCGCGGGAGCGAGCGGGAAGCUGCGAGGGACACUCGUGUCCCUUAUCGCGUGCGCGGCUGUCGCGUGACUUCUCGCGACUCCCCCAGAUGGAGAGCUUGCUCACAUACAGGCAGGCUAAUGAAAGUCUGACAAGGUCGUUUAGCAUUGAAUUAGAUCGCCUUGGCCAAGAAAUGUAAAAUUUUCAGCUAACACAAUGCUAUGGACUCCGAACCUGUUAUUCCACCGACUUUCUUUGUGUUUCUAUUGCAACUCCUGUUAGACUCCAAGAAAAUGCUGGCCAGUACAAGGAUUCGUCGCAGCAUGAACUCAGCAAGCAACAGCUCGCUGUCAAUAGAGGAAGUACGCCGUGAAAUCAAUAUAAGAAUAAGCCAACUGAAACCAGAAUCCUGGUGUCAGCAUUCAAAAAAAGUCUGCGUCUCAGGUCCUCCUGGUGAAAAAGGAAGUAGAGGUUCCAGAGGAAGACGAGGAAGGCCUGGUGACAAGGGUAAGAAAGGUGCACAAGGCAUUAUGGGUCCCCCUGGCAGACAUGGCAAACAAGGAAUUAUGGGAAAUCCAGGAAUAAAAGGAGCGAAAGGACAGAAAGGUAAAGUGUUGAAAUAUAAGAACUUUAAAAUUAUUAAAAAGUUUCCAAUCAAAAACAUUGACCAGUUUUAUUCAAUCAGAGCACGUGAAGCCCUAGGCUCAGUCUCCAGCCGUGGGUGUCUCAAUGUACCCACAGAACUAACCACUAAAUAAAUAGUUCCGCGGGCGCAUCGAGACACCCACUGCUGGAGACUGAGCCUAGGUUAGCGCUGUCUACAUAUACAUUAAAAAAAAAAAGACUCCAGCGAAACUGAAAGCCUGCCUGAUCUCGAGAGCUUAGCAUAUUUUUACUAAUGAAGAAAAUAACUGCAAAAGCCUUUGAAAGAAGAUCCUGCUGGUUGUCAACGUUGGAUCUCAAGAAAAGAGAUUAAAUCAGCUAAAAUAUUAAAGGGAACCUCCACUCUUACUACAGAAUAAGUUUAAAUCGAAUAAAAUUAUGUUGAUAAACAAAUUUGUUCGAAAUUUGUCCUUAAAAAAAGUGUUUAUAUCAGGAAAAGUGAAUUUUAAAAUCGGUUAUUUUCACUUUCAAAUUUCGCGGGCGCCGCCAUCUUGAAUAAUUGUGACGUGUUACGGUUGCUCUAUUGUUCUGACACAAAGAGCUUUUGUUUAAUAACAAUAGGGCAACCAUAACACGUCACAAUUAUUCAAGAUGGCGACGCCCGCAAAAUUUGAAAACAAAAAUAGGCGAAUCUAAAAGUUAUUUCUUUCGGAUACAAACGCUUUCUUUAAAAAUAUUUUAGAUUGACUUGACUGUAACAGUUAUUUCCUGUGAUUUAAAGUUAUCUUUUUGUUGAAGUGGAGGUUCCCUUUAAGAACAAAAAACGAGAAGUCCAAAGACUACAGCAAAGCAGAUUAUAACAACGUGGAUUGGAUUCCGAAUAUUUCGGCUAGCCAUCCUAGCGUCCUUGAAGUUCAGGUUAACAGAUGUUCCUGAAUUAAUGGUAGGAAUUGCAAUAUAAUAUAUUGUUACUGAAUUUUUGUAAAAUGGGGUUGACAGGCCUACACGACUCCCCAGCGCGUGUUUAAAAUAGCCUUUCUAUAGUUUGGCUCUCACGAGUAUGUCUUUGAGCGACCGCCCUCUUUUAUAAGAUACGAGGGGCGGUUUUUUGUAGAUUUCGCUCAGUAAUGGUUGUUGUUCUAUUAAAUGCCAGUUUUUCAUGAGAAUUUGCUUUAGGUUUGGCACUGAUGGUUGGUAUUGUGUGACAAAAGGCAAGAUUCGUUGGUUUGUCUUUGGUUUCUGUUGAAGGGCUAGUUUCCUGUCUUUGAAGUUCACCUCUGAGAGGGUUGUGUUAAUAAGAUCCUCUGGGUAACCCCUCUGUAGCAGAUGCGCUUUGAAAUUUGUAAUUUUCUCUUCGAAUAUUAGUUCGGAAGAGUUUGUUCUGAGGAGUCGGAGGGCUUCCCUUUAAUGAAGCCUUUUUAACUCCUUGCGGGUGACAGGAAGCAAAAUGGGCAUACUGAAAUGUCUCAGUUGGUUUGAAAUGAGUACGCACAUCAAGGAUUGCGUCUCUUUCGAAUCUUUCCCCUUGUAGAUGUAGGUGUCCAAGAAUGUUGUUUCCGUAUCGGAAAUUUCAGCCGUAAAUUUGAUCGUAGGGUGAUGAUUGUUUGCUUGUUCAAUGAAAUGUUUUAUUCUGGCUCUGUUUGUAGUCCAGAGCGAGAAGAUGUCGUCUAUGUAACGUUUCCAAACGAGCGGUUUGAAAAGGCUUCGGCUAAGGAUUUCCGUCUCUACCUUGUUCAUGAAUAUAUUAGAAAAGGCGACUGCCAUUUUCGUGCCCAUGGCCGUACCAUGUGUUUGAAGGUAGUUUUUUCCAUUAAACUGGAAAGAGUUUUCUUGGAGAAUUAGCCUGAGCGCUCGUUUUAGUAGUUGUGUAGGGAUAGGAGGUUCGUUUCUAUAGAAUAUUUCGUAUGCUCUGCAUACCGUGUCUAUUCCCUCCUCUUGCGGUAUAUUUGUAUACAAGCUCGUAACGUCCAUUGAAACAAGUAUGACGUCCACUGGGACUUUCGUAUUUUCUAUGAAAUUGACGAAGUCGGUAGUAUCUUUAAGAUAAGACUUUUGUUGUUGUGCUAUCGGCUGAAGGAGUUUGUCGACAAAUGAUGAUAAUUUCUCUGUUGGGCCAUCACACCCUGAUACUAUCGGUCUGCCUACCGGGGACGGCUUGUGUAUCUUAGUGAGGGUGUAAAAUUCUGGAAUUCGAGGCGGAUUUGGUGUUUGACAAAGCCAAGAAAGGAAAGCGAGCCACACCGGCUAUACCACUGAACACUAAGAACUGUAGUACGAUCGAACCAGCGCGCGCAGCGCAAGCUGAAAACAAUGUAACGAUCGAAUCAGUAAAGCAAAUUGCUGUUAACCUCCAGGCACAAAUCGCCCAGUUCGGCAAUAUGAUGCAACAACUAGGAGCCAUUGAAAAUAAAGAAGUUCAAAAGUACACAUGUGUAUUCUCUGACUCCCACCACAAACAUGGGGCCAAAAAACAAAUUUUAAAAGCCAAACGGCUAGCAACCAAUAAGCGCAAAGAGCGCAGAAAGGUCAGACGCCAGAAACAUUCAACUAUCACUAUAGAGGCGAACAAAAAACACAUAAAAAACCUCUCAAACAAAGAACUUACAAAUGACCAGAUUAAUUUACUGGCAAAAGGGCUUAAAUUCAUUCCAACACCCGUUACAAAACAAACACAAAUCAGGCAACAACUCUUGCGUGACUUUGAUCAGUUUGCAAGAAGAAUGCGUCUCAUGUACAUAUUUCGAGGGAAAACAACGAACCCCAUCCUUACCAUGUCAAAUCUGCAUGGGAACCAUCAAUACAACGAUCAGUAGCCCUUGAAAGUUACCUAGAAGAGGUUAAGAGCGACCUUGCAGAAAUAGAAAUAACAAAGCCAAAAAUAAUCUGCCUCCGGCCGAACGUGAGGCUCUGAGAGCCCUAAAAGUGACACUGAAAUAAACCUUAAAAAGGCCGAUAAAGGAACAACAACCGUAGUCAUGAACACACAAGACAAAAUUAAAGAAGGCCAAAUUCUACUAGACAACAAAGACAACUACAGGCCUCUUGCAUCACCCAUGGUCACUGAUACAAACCAUAAAGUUAAACAACUUAUUACAGACCUCCACAACGGGGAUCACAUAGACGACAUGACUAAAAAAUGGCUUUGUCAAACACCAAAUCCGCCUCGAAUUCCAGAAUUUUACACCCUCACUAAGAUACACAAGCCGUCCCCGGUCGGCAGACCGAUAGUAUCAGGGUGUGAUGGCCCAACAGAGAAAUUAUCAUCAUUUGUCGACAAACUCCUUCAGCCGAUAGCACAACAACAAAAGUCUUAUCUUAAAGAUACUACCGACUUCGUCAAUUUCAUAGAAAAUACGAAAGUCCCAGUGGACGUCAUACUUGUUUCAAUGGACGUUACGAGCUUGUAUACAAAUAUACCGCAAGAGGAGGGAAUAGACACGGUAUGCAGAGCAUACGAAAUAUUCUAUAGAAACGAACCUCCUAUCCCUACACAACUACUAAAACGAGCGCUAAGGCUAAUUCUCCAAGAGAACUCUUUCCAGUUUAAUGGAAAAAACUACCUUCAAACACAUGGUACGGCCAUGGGCACGAAAAUGGCAGUCGCCUUUUCUAAUAUAUUCAUGAACAAGGUAGAGACGGAAAUCCUUAGCCGAAGCCUUUUCAAACCGCUCGUUUGGAAACGUUAUAUAGACGACAUCUUCUCGCUCUGGACUACAAACAGAGCCAGAAUAAAACAUUUCAUUGAACAAGCAAACAAUCAUCACCCUACGAUCAAAUUUACGGCUGAAAUUUCCGAUAAGGAAACAACAUUCCUGGACACCUACAUCUACAAAGGGGAAAGAUUCGAAAGAGACGCAAUCCUUGAUGUGCGUACUCAUUUCAAACCAACUGAGACAUUUCAGUAUACCCAUUUUGCUUCCUGUCACCCGCAAGGAGUUAAAAAAGGCUUCAUUAAAGGGGAAGCCCUCCGACUCCUCAGAACAAACUCUUCCGAACUAAUAUUCGAAGAGAAAAUUACAAAUUUCAAAGCGCAUCUGCUACAGAGGGGUUACCCAGAGGAUCUUAUUAACACAACCCUCUCAGAGGUGAACUUCAAAGACAGGAAACUAGCCCUUCAACAGAAACCAAAGACAAACCAACGAAUCUUGCCUUUUGUCACACAAUACCAACCAUCAGUGCCAAACCUAAAGCAAAUUCUCAUGAAAAACUGGCAUUUAAUAGAACAACAACCAUUACUGAGCGAAAUCUACAAAAAACCGCCCCUCGUAUCUUAUAAAAGAGGGCGGUCGCUCAAAGACAUACUCGUGAGAGCCAAACUAUAGAAAGGCUAUUUUAAACACGCGCUGGGGAGUCGUGUAGGCCUGUCAACCCCAUUUUACAAUGUCAUGACCUCUCAGUGUGAGACAUGCGGCUAAAACCACAUUUGCUCAGUAAAAUGCAGAACCUUCCAGAGCAUAAUCUACCCAGCAGAUAAAAACAACUUCAUUGGAAUAAGCAGCAUUUUGGCAUGAGGUAAAAGUCGUGUAGGCCUACCACCCCCUUUUAUUGCUAUGAUUUGUUUACGGGUAGGCCCCGUUUUACCUUAUGAAAAUCAACACUGGCACUAAUAAGAACCAAGCACAGAGUAGAAAGUUCAACAUUGCGCAACUAACAAGAAACGUAUCCACUCCAGUUUUUAGAGGGAGUGUACGGAAACUCUGUGCGCAUCUAUUUACAAGAGUCUUCGAACUCUUCCACGAAAGAAAGUGCCUAAAUUUUCACGAAAUGCUUUCCAAAAAAACACACCUCUAGCUUGAAGCAGAGGAGGAUCGAAAUACACAGUCCGCAAUUGGUUACGUUCAGUAGCCAAUAAGAAAACAAGAAUUUCGAUCCGCCACGUGGGUAUUUAUGUUCAGUUCAAAGCUCAACAGACAGAACGGCUGUACCGUUCUCGCCACGACAAAGUACAACUAAAGUUGCUCUUCUAAAAGCAACUAAGCACAAAGCCAACCCGGCAACUGAUGAGGUUCGUGAGGAGAACCGAAACCAUGGUCUUGCCUGAUCACAAACUGUGGCAAUAACAAAACAGUUUAAAGACUGUUAAGCUUAUUCAAAGCUAUUACCAAGGAAGGAACUACGCGCUCCAGUCAAAAGACUCACACUAUCUUUAGAAAAACACUAAGCUGGAGUUUACUGAGUCACAAUUCAAUUCUCCAUAGUAAGUUUAUGUAGCUUCAGUUUAAGCUGCAGCUCACUCUUAUAAUUUUGGAUCUGUAAGUCACUAUCCGUGAUAAUUUAACAUUCUGCAAAGAAAACUGACGAGCUGGGCCCAGCGUGAUACAGCAUUGCAGAAAAACAUUACACUCACGGACUAAAGAAAAUCGCUUAGAUCAGAUCCAGAAGGCACUUUGGAGAAAAUUGGAACCCUUAUUCAGCCGUAAUAAAAAAAGCUUUACGCUUCAAAAGAGGUCAAAGAAUAUGCGCUUGCAUCACAGGGCAAAUCCUGCCGACCAGAAAACAAUAACUACAGUCAAUCGAUAUAUAUGUCAUGACCUCUCAGUGUGAGACAUGCGGCUAAAACCACAUUUGCUCAGUAAAAUGCAGAACCUUCCAGAGCAUAAUCUACCCAGCAGAUAAAAACAACUUCAUUGGAAUAAGCAGCAUUUUGGCAUGAGGUAAAAGUCGUGUAGGCCUACCACCCCCUUUUAUUGCUAGGAAAAGUGAAUUUUAAAAUCGGUUAUUUUCACUUUCAAAUUUCGCGGGCGCCGCCAUCUUGAAUAAUUGUGACGUGUUACGGUUGCUCUAUUGUUCUGACACAAAGAGCUUUUGUUUAAUAACAAUAGGGCAACCAUAACACGUCACAAUUAUUCAAGAUGGCGACGCCCGCAAAAUUUGAAAACAAAAAUAGGCGAAUCUAAAAGUUAUUUCUUUCGGAUACAAACGCUUUCUUUAAAAAUAUUUUAGAUUGACUUGACUGUAACAGUUAUUUCCUGUGAUUUAAAGUUAUCUUUUUGUUGAAGUGGAGGUUCCCUUUAAGAACAAAAAACGAGAAGUCCAAAGACUACAGCAAAGCAGAUUAUAACAACGUGGAUUGGAUUCCGAAUAUUUCGGCUAGCCAUCCUAGCGUCCUUGAAGUUCAGGUUAACAGAUGUUCCUGAAUUAAUGGUAGGAAUUGCAAUAUAAUAUAUUGUUACUGAAUUUUCUCCUUUCUUUAAUAAAUCCUCCUACCAAGCUGUAACUCUUUUUUGGCUUUUCUGGCCUUAAAGGCUGGUUUUAAUUAGCUUCGGAGUCGGAGUCGGAGUCGGAGUCGUAAGCGGAGUCGCAAGGGCGCUUAUGACUUAAUGAAAAUCAAAAACUCAGGAGUCAUAAGUUGAGUCAUAAGCGCGACGGAAUCGGCGCCGGAAGAAUCAGAACGUUUACAUUUUCUUUUGACUCCGCUUAUGACCCCGUCGUUUACGAUCAAGUGAAAACCAGAUUAUCGGAGUAGCAAGCAGAAGAGGAAGGAUAAACUAAUCACAAUGUACGUUCCCACGUUUAAUGACUGGUUUAGUUCGCGUCUUCUUCCGACUCCAACAACCUAGUUUUCACUUGAUCGUAAGCGACGGAGUCGUAAGCGGAAUCAGAACGCUGUUUUCACUAGAUCGUAAAGCUCUUCUCUUCUGAUUACGACUCCGACUCAAUAUCACAGGGUCAACAAAAGAGCCUCAAAUCCCCAACCCGUAAUUAGGAUAUCUUCAUUUCCCUGAAUUCCAUGUCCGAAUUCAUUUUCAUCUUUGUCGGUUGUCAGGACAUCUCAGUUAAUAAGUAAAAGCGCUUGUUAAUUAUAAAGAUUUUUUAUGUAUUUCACCCAGUUUCAAGACUUUGAUCGCUAAGGAAAGAGUAAAACUUGUAAGAAUGCAUCAUUUGAUUGCACUUAAACUUCAUUAACUCUUGUUUGUUUAUGCAACAUGAUCGUUUAUUUCACCAUUGUUUGCCAAAUGAAUAUCAUGAGUACUGAUAAAAUUAUCAAAGCUUUUAUUCUAAACGCGAACUUGGUUUCCCUGUCGACUACAGGGCACAGUAAAAAGUAAUUAAUUGAUUAAUGGACUCCAGCCUUUUGGAUACUUAAAUUAUUCUUACUGAAAAACUGCAUGGGGUGACAGGCUUCACAUCUAUACCUUUAAUGUUUUUGGCUCUAACAAGCAUGUCCUUUGCCAUAAUUUUCCUUUCUCAGAGAAAUAACACUUAGGUUUUUCUGGGAUUUUUCCAAGAGGAUAAAACAUCAGCACCUGACGUUUUCAGUGACUGUUCGUUUAUCCCUCGCACGCAUUUUGAGACAAGUUCAGUGAUGAUCAGUUUCUAUGGUUACGAGGUAUGACGUAAUAAGCAGCAGCUGGUCAAGCCAUUUUGAGUGAAAAUGUGUUUUUUUUUCAACUUUUUUCAACAAUAAAAGUAAAUCUUGUGGCUCAAAUAAUGCAAAGUGCUUAUUUAUGUGUUAUUAUUCAUGUGAAGCAGUUACCAUUUCUGGUAAAAUUCAACAUGGCGACCAUUGUUGAUGACGUCACACGUCUCCAGCAGCGCCACCAUUAAUAAAAUAUACCUCAUCUUGUUAAGAAGAUCAAAGGCUUUCCAGUGAAGGCAAAAUCGUUUCGAAAUACUGCAACAUACCAAAAACUCUGGGGAGGGGUUCCAUCUACCCCCUCCCCCCUCUUGUACCAUGGUGGGGCUAUGAUUUUGCGUGUACGUCCGAGGGUUAAGUGUUUCUUUCAAAAUUUGGCAAGGUAGUGGCUGGUUUUGUUUGUGAUUGCACUUUUUCAUUAAAGCUUCUUUUCUUCCUUGUUGUUUUGUUUCAGGAGCGCUGCUUUCCUUCAGUGAGUGUUACUUCUAAUAGCAAUUUUUCUUUCAAAAUUGUGUGGCCAGCCUCUGUGAAAAUGUAUAUACUGGAAGAUUUCCUUUUAAAUGAGUCUUUGCGUCAAUGAUAGCUUUUUCUCAUUUUUCGUUGAAUGUUGUGCCUUGGUAUACAACCGUGUCUAAAAAGAUUGUCUCAGUGUCAGAUAUUUCGGCUGUGAAUUUCAUAGUAGGGUGAUGUGUAAGUUUACUCGUUCCGUGAACUUGAAGAAAUCUACGAUGUCUAGUUUACUUUUGUCCCACGGGGAAUAAUGUCAUUUAUGUAGCGUUUUCAAACAGUUGGUUUGAAGACGGUUUUGCUUAAACUUUGUGGUUCAAUGUAUGCGGCCAUGAAAAUUUGGAAAGGAAACUGCUGUGUGUGCUCAUCGCGGUAUCGUGGGUUUUUACUGAUAGUGCUUUCCAUUAAACUGGAAAGAAUUUUCUUUGAGGACUAAUCUAAGCAUUUCUCGGACCGAAACAAGAAACGUUCAGUUUUUUCACCUUUGUCUUUUUAAUAAAAUUUAUGAAGUUGGUAGCAUCUUUAAGGUGUGGCUUCUGUAAUUAUGGUAUUGGUUGUAGUAAUGUACCUGUAUCAACAAAAGAGGAAGUUCUUUCUGUAGACCAUCUGAUGAGCCAUAAAUUAAAAGAGGUUACUUCCUAACGGCCAGAAAAAAAUGCAAAAUGCUCUUUUUUCUGAAAACAAAUAUUGAUAAUGUCAGCCCAUGUCGGUAGUUGGUUAAUAUUUUUCUUGUCGGUAGUCGGUAAAUUUUUAAUCGUUUGGUCGGUAGUCAGUAAUAUUUUUCGCCCUUUGUCGCUAGUCGGUUAACCCCAUUCACACCCUCUUGUACCGGUGAGAGUGCUACAAUUUAAGUCUUCGUGCAUCUUGAUCCUCCGAUCUCUCACUAAGAAAGACUAUCAGGGGUUGCAAAAUGGUUUUUAAGACUUGAGAGUUUCAAAAUUCAUAUCUGGUGCCAAAAUGUAACUUUCACCUGAUUGUAUUUAAUUUGCUUCGAUUCGCUUUAAGCUUCCUGUAAAUCUGUUGUUUCAAAACAUUCAACAAGUGGAACCUAUGGACUGGUAUUGAACUCCUUACAUUUUGAGGUAAGCUCAAUCGUUGUACCCGUUAUAUAAAGAAAGAAGAACAUUUUAAGCCAUUUUAAUGUUCUUAUUGGCCUCACUCUGGAUGGCGUACCUAAGGAUUUAGAUACCUUUUUCUUUAUAUAAUCAAUCAGAUUUUAAUUAAACAAUAGAAAUUGUUCCAUACUGCUCCUGGAUACGUAAAAAAAGGGUCGAUUAGAUCGCUUUCCAUCUGUCAGUACUGGUUGGUCGGACCGUGACGGACCAGCCAGUAGUUUGAAAAUGAAACAGGCUUUUUCCAAAAGCUUUUGAAAACCAUCUCCUUCGUGCAUACUAGCUAUUUAGGAUUUGACCGAUCUGGCUUGAUAGUAUUGAUUAAAAGUGAAAUUCUAUUUGCGACGGGAAUGGUGGUCUUACCGGCUGACAAAUGGAAAGCGCCCUUUAGUUUGUCAUUAUCAGAGAUUUACUGUUUCAUUCAAUAACUGUUAAAUUAUUAUAGUACAUGACUGAAAAAAUGGUGUCGAUUCGAAAAUAAGAUUUUUUUAAUUUGAGUUGACAAGGAGUUCAAGUCACAGGAGUUUUAGCAUUUUUUCUUCUACCUAACACGGUUAUCAUUACACACGCAGGUGUACUGUGCCGUCCCAGCUCAAGGCUCACCGUGGACUCUUAUCGCCCGAUUUUCCAACUUCGAUAACAAGACCUGGAUGCGAGAUGAUGGACUCUGGUGGUAUGACCGAAACGUUGCCAUGGGAACAACAACUGAUCCUUCAGUCAAUACUGACAUGAUCUCACCAGCUUUUUGGUUGGUCAGCGGUAGAGAACUUAAGAUUACAGGCAGUGAUGACAUCAGUCACACGCCACUGUUGCAGACCACAGGGAACUGUUUGGGUGGACAAACAUUUCGAUCAAAAAUCACAAGUUAUGGCAACUUUAGAAAUGGCAAGCUUUGGUCCAGUGGCAGGUGCCUGGGAAGCUGCACGGUUCAAUAUGGCUGA
Molecule: messenger RNA, 11906 nt
Organism: Porites lobata
Lineage: Eukaryota; Metazoa; Cnidaria; Anthozoa; Scleractinia; Poritidae
Source: the annotation of a GenBank genome assembly